UUGUCGGGUCUGAUCAGAGCCGCUUGAUCUUUGUUUACACACUCACAUAUGAUUUUCAAAAGAUGUCUCGGCUGCUUUUGUCAAAUCGUUUCUGCUGUAAAUGCGCUCUAUUAUCGGCCCUGCGCGAGUCUCCGGCGUCCUUAACGCCGCUGCCGCCGAGCCGCGCUGUUUUUACUGCGAAACAAAGUCGAACUUUCGUGAGUUCUGCCUUCCGUAAAGCUCGGUAUAAGUCCAGGAUUUGGGUGUAUGGCGUCGGUUUGGGCUUCGCCUUAGCCGUCGGUGUGAAAUACAGCUACGACUCCGGCCGCAGCUCCUGUGAUGAUCAGGUUAAUGGAGCAGGAAGGAGGGAUCGAUACGGCCGCGCCGUCAAAGCCAGCAGGGAGCUCCUGGAGCGGAUAAAGGUAGGCACAGAGGCUGAGGUCGGAGCUCCUGGGAUGGUGGUGGGGGUCUCUGUGGACGGUGCUCAGGUGUGGUGUGAAGGUAUUGGUUAUGCUGAUUUGGAGAAUCGCGUCCCGUGCACCCCAGAAACCGUGAUGCGUAUCGCCAGCAUCAGCAAGCCGCUCACAUCUGCUGCAGCUGCGCGACUGUGUGAGGCGGGAAAGCUGGACCUGGACCUCCCCGUCCAACACUACAUCCCAGAGUUUCCCCACAAACAAUUCGAUGGACAAGAUGUGGUGAUAACUCCUCGCAUGAUUCUGUCCCACCUGAGCGGCAUCCGGCAUUAUGAGAAAGAUGCAAAAAAAGUGAAGGAGGACAAGGAGAAAGCCAAGCGACUUAUAAAGCCACCAGUUAAAGAGAAAGAGGAGGAGAAAAGCUCAAAUGAAAAGGAGAGUAAAUCAUCUGAAAAUCAGAUGAGCAAAGGCAAAGGAGCUGGUCAGAGUCCGAAGAAAAAGGAGUUUGAGCAUGAGGAGUAUUACUUGAAGGACAAUUUUGAGGGCGUCACACAGGCCUUGGACCUUUUUAAAGACGAUCCGCUUAUUUUCAAACCUGGCACCACUUUUUUGUACUCCACUCACGCCUUCACCCUGCUGAGUGCCGUCAUGGAGCGAGCCGCAGGUCAGCGCUUCCUGGAUCUCAUGACCCACAUGUUCCGUGAGCUGGGGAUGCUCAACACAGUGCCUGAUGAGAACGACCCUAUUAUUUACCACCGGUCCAGAUUUUAUCAUUACAACAAGAAAGGACGUGUCGUUAACUGCCCGUAUGUGGACAACUCCUACAAGUGGGCGGGAGGCGGCUUCCUCUCCACCGCGGGCGACCUGCUGCUGUUUGGCAACGCCCUCCUCUACAGCUUCCAGGUGGGAAACCUCAAGGACGCUCGCGGCCUGCUCCCCGGCUUCCUCAAGCCCGGAACGGCCGCCGAACUGUGGGCGCCGGUCGACAGGACGGAGGCCAGCUGGGACAGGGAUGGGCUCUACGCCCAGGGCUGGCUGGUGGUGGAGAAGCUGCAGAAAUACGGGCAGUGCAGGAAGCGAAGGCAUUACGUGUCCCACACGGGGGGCGCCGUGGGGGCGAGCAGCGUCCUGCUGGUGCUGCCCAGCGAGGAAAUACGCGAGUGCCAAGGAGAGACCCCCGUCCUUCCUCAGGGAGUGGUCGUCACCAUCAUCACCAACAUGCAGUCCGUGGGACUCAAUCUUACUGCACUGAAAAUUGCACACGAGUUUGACAAAGCCAAAAGUGUGAAAGAGUAAGUCGUUUACGACAAAUGUGAUUGUACCAUCCCUCCAAAAAGAAAAAAAAACGUGUGUGUUGUGAUUCAGAUUUUCAAUAUGUGUGUUUGAAUAUCUCAAAAAAAUGCAGCAUAUCUUUAACGUGAAUUUUACAUACAUUUUAUGCACAGUUUGUUUUGUAUUGCAACAUGAUGUAGGGAAGCCAUACUGCCACUAGAUGGAAGCGCUUCACUGCUUUUGUAGUUUUAAGAAAAAGCCCCUGUUUUAGGACGUCAGCUUGUUGGAGCAACACAGAAGUUAUUCUAAUUUUCUAAAUAAAGCAAAUUAAAGGCGCACUUAAUGAAGAAAUUUCUAAUAUUGUGAGAAAUGAAGGCAAUUGGUGCUCAAUAAUCAGAUUCCAUUUAAAUUUAGCUCCUGUUACUUCAAAUUUCUUCAGUGUCAGAUUUUUUGUCAUCGAUCACAUCUCGUGAUAUUUCCUCAUAGCAUCAUGUGACCCUGCUGCAUUUUGACCUAAAAAGCCAUAAUUUCAGUGGAUUAUAGAAUGUCACCUUCUCAAUGCACAAUACAGUUCAUUAGAGGAAACUUCUUGACUUCUAUUAUGAGUUCAACACUCUAUCACCAUGCCCCAGUGAAGUGAAUUACUGAUGAAAAGUGUUUUAACAAAUAUAACUAAGAUGCUCAGCUGUCAUUGAAUGUGUUACAUAAGACUGAAAGAUGAACGAAACAUCUGGAAAUAAAGUCAGACGAUUUUAUUUUUCUCCUUUGCUAAUUUAAUUGAGGCAGAUUUAAUGGCACCGUCUCAUUGUGAAACCCCUGGGAUCUCCUGUGCCCCUGUUUUCAGAUUUAAAGGAACUGAUAAAUGGCUUGGGAUAAGCUAAUUAUACAGACUCCUACGCAACCAUUUCAUAUGUCUUCUUGCAUAUCCAGCUUUUUGGGAGCCAAUAUGAGUUUUGAAACUGUAGAUUGAAGGCAUUUCCAAAAAGCGAGUUCACUCCAGAUGGUUUAAAUGGGUAAUUAUGGUUUAGGGUUGAGAAUAGAAAGAAAAGUGAGGUUAAGAACGGAGGUCUGAUGGCUGAAUUUAGCUGAGUUUAGGGAAUGAGUGGUCAGUCCAGAGCUGGCAAGUAAACAAAUGUGGUAGUGGAUAUAUAUGACUUCUCUCAUCAGAAAUCAGUCGCUUUACUCUGAAGGAAACAUUACUUUCAUUUACACAACUCUAGUGCAUCAUGGAACAAACGAAUGUUCAAGUAAAUUAAUUCCAACAAAACCUAUAUAUUUUGGAUUGAUUACACACAGACUGAAUCAUUUCAAAUCAUUUAUUAUUUAAUAUUUAAGCUUUUACAUAAUAAAACUCAGAAAAAUACUCUUAUAAUAUUAUACUUUACAUUAAACUAUUGUUUGUUUGUUUUUUAACCAGAGGCCAUAUUUAUCACAGUUAAGAUAGAGGAACACCACAUGAGCUAAAAUUGUGUUUGGUGAAUUAUUUUCAUGUUUUUAAGAGGCUUCUUGGCAAUAGAGUUCAUACUUUUAAACAACAUAUAUAUUCCUGAAAAGCCGUCAAUAUUAUUGACGUGUGUGAUGUGCAGCGGAGCCGAGUAUGUGGGUCGCGCCUAUUGGGAAACCAAACCUGCUCUGCUGCACAUCCCACAAAAGCAUGUUUGAACAAAGGUGGCAUCAUUUAAUUUGGAAAAUAAAUAAAUAUUGUUUCAAAAAGUGCAGGGUUUUUUUGUGAAAAAAAUCAUACACAAACUCUAAUAUUCUACCAUACACAAAGGUCUUCAUUUUGUUUUCAGACAAUGCGCACAGAUUGAAACGUAAUUCUAACACCAGGAACAACCACAACUUCAUAGCCAAGAUUUGAAAAAAAAAAAGGCUCCGUACCAAGUGUGAUUCAGUUCACACCCACUCACACUUGCUUCACACCCAGUUCGUGUGUUACUGAAUUACAUCUUUCUUUAGCUCUCUGCACGGAGAGCAGGGAUCUCAUGAGAGCACUAAUCAGCGAUCGGCUCUUUCACUGUGACUUUAAAGGUCACUGCGGUAGUUUUCUUCUGUCUAAUUCAUAGUCAUAUUCCAAACUGCACCGUGUCCAACUAGACAGCUGAGACUAUAUAAGAGUUAUGUUAUCAUCCCAUCCGACACACUGCAUAAACAGGAAAGAGCAAACAAAUGUACAUUGCAGAGAGAAAUCACACUCUUGGCUGUAUUCUCCAGUACUGGUGCUGGAUGUUCUUUUGUCUCCGUUUCUUGUCUUUCAUCGUCCUGUUGGUAGACAUAAGUGGUGGUUAUUUGUUCUGAAAGAAAUAUGUUUACUUUUGCAGCACAGUCGAUCUAAAACUGUACCACAUAUUGAAUGAAGGGCUAUUUUUAGCUGUCUGGAGAACAUUGGUAGCCCUUAAUCCACCGUGUACUUACUUGUGUAUGCAGUAGAUAACAACUGCCAGCACCACGAAGAUGAGGAGGGCAACAAUGACCACGGCUGCAAUUAACCCUGCGUGCUCUGCACUCGGGGAAAGAGAGGAGAGCCAGAAGUGUUCACAUCUGCUGCCUCUGUAGUUUUCAGUACACCUAAUAAGAGACAGUGACAGGAAAUACAUUAGUAAUGUCAUUACAUGUGUCUACAUGUACUGAAAUGUAAAUGUAGGCCUUCUGAAUACUGGUCAAAGACAGCCAAACAUUUCUGAACUUACACACAAGAGAGUGAAUUCAUGGAAGAUAUCUUAUAGCAUGUCGCUCCAUUCAUGCAGUAGCUGACUUCCUGCUCCUCACAGGGGUCUCCAUGAUCUACAGAGAUUCGAAUGCAACAUUUAAGAUUGAAAACACCCAUAC
Messenger RNA from Salarias fasciatus (jewelled blenny), 4493 nucleotides. RefSeq names its product lactamase, beta (gene lactb). The transcript has 6 exons. Bases 63 to 1688 code for a protein of 541 amino acids. Gene Ontology annotation, biological process: regulation of lipid metabolic process; proteolysis. NCBI's taxonomy places the organism in Eukaryota, Metazoa, Chordata, Actinopteri, Blenniiformes, Blenniidae. Gene Ontology annotation, molecular function: peptidase activity. Gene Ontology annotation, cellular component: mitochondrion. The record is from RefSeq and is a predicted model, not a curated record.